This is a messenger RNA of Pleuronectes platessa (European plaice), 1581 nucleotides long. It is a transcript of the gene syt7b, whose product is annotated as synaptotagmin VIIb. Gene Ontology annotation, cellular component: synaptic vesicle; axon; synapse. The transcript is spliced from 9 exons. Gene Ontology annotation, molecular function: phosphatidylserine binding; clathrin binding; calcium-dependent phospholipid binding. The record is from RefSeq and is a predicted model, not a curated record. Gene Ontology annotation, biological process: calcium-ion regulated exocytosis; vesicle fusion; cellular response to calcium ion. Bases 1 to 1581 code for a protein of 526 amino acids. NCBI's taxonomy places the organism in Eukaryota, Metazoa, Chordata, Actinopteri, Pleuronectiformes, Pleuronectidae.
AUGAGGGGCUACAGUGGGCACAACAACCGCAUGGUGUGGAAAUCGAGGAAGAGUGCUAUCUCUAACUCUGAUUUCUGCCUUGUGCUGUCCACCUCUUUGUCUGCUGCUCCUGUGUGUCUGCUCAGUUUCGGGGAUGCCUCCCUCUCAUCUGCGUCCACCUUGGAGCACAUCCCAUCCUCGGCCGUGGCACGCCCUCGGCCCCUCGUCCGGCAGCAGAGCCUCCAACAGCCCCUCACUCACCAGCCCCCUCCGGGCCCCAACGACCCCCCAGUCACAUCCCAGAGCCUGGGCCAGCUUCACACGGGCCCAGGCGGCGGAGGCCACCGUGGGGGCCCGCGGGGGGUCCGGGGGAGUCCGGCUGGAGCCUCCCGGCACAGAGGAGGAGGAGGGGCAGGCCGGUCAAGGUCCAAUCCGGGCAGCUGGGAUCACAUGAUGGAGCAGAUCCGGAACAGAGGGCUGGACGUCAAGUCGUUCUUCGAGGGGAAGAUGGUUGUUCUGUCUCUAGCUAUCGGGCUGGCUGAACAGGAUGACUUUGCCAACCUCCCAGAUCUACAGGAAGCACCAGCCAGCCAAGAAAAUGAAACCACACCAGAAAAGAGGACUCCAGGUAACAAACCAGGCAGUAGCCCCAGAGGUCAAACCCCAGAUGAGAGCGGACGCCGCCACGACGCCAACUCCUCUGUGUCUGACUUGGCCAACUCAGUCACCAGUGACAUGCUCAUGUUGUCUCCAGGUUCCGAGGAAGACGACCACGAGGGUCCAGUGUGUGAAAAGCUGGGUCGUGUUCAGUUCAGCGUCGGGUACAGUUUUCAGGACUCCACCCUCACCGUCAAAAUCCUGAAGGGCCAGGAUUUGCCCGCAAAGGAUUUUUCCGGCACCUCUGACCCAUUUGUCAAACUGUACCUGCUGCCGGACAAAAAGCACAAACUGGAGACCAAAGUGAAGAGGAAGAAUCUAAACCCCCACUGGAAUGAAACCUUCUUGUUUGAAGGGUUCCCCUAUGAGAAGGUGGUCCAGAGGACUCUAUACCUGCAGGUUCUCGACUACGACCGCUUCAGCAGGAAUGACCCCAUAGGCGAGGUGUCCAUCCCCCUCAACAAGCUGGACCUGGCCAACAUGCAGACGUUCUGGAAGGAGCUGAAACCAUGUAGCGAUGGCAGCGGGAGUCGAGGGGAUCUGCUGGUGUCUCUGUGCUACAACCCCACAGCCAACAUCAUCACUGUGAGCAUCAUGAAAGCCCGCAACCUCAAAGCCAUGGACAUCGGAGGCACUUCUGACCCCUACGUAAAAGUGUGGUUGAUGAACAAGGACAAGCGCGUGGAAAAGAAGAAGACAGUGGUAAUGAAGCGCUGUCUGAACCCUGUGUUCAACGAGUCCUUCCCCUUUGAUGUGCCUGCCCACGUGCUGAGGGAGACCACCAUAAUUAUAACCGUCAUGGACAAGGACAGGCUCAGUCGCAAUGAUGUCAUUGGAAAGAUCUAUCUUUCAUGGAAAAGUGGCCCUGCAGAGGUGAAGCACUGGAAGGACAUGAUGGGUCACCCUCGCACCACUGUGGCUCAGUGGCACGCCCUCAAGACCUGA